Molecule: messenger RNA, 456 nt
Organism: Linum tenue
Lineage: Eukaryota; Viridiplantae; Streptophyta; Magnoliopsida; Malpighiales; Linaceae
Source: the annotation of a GenBank genome assembly
AUGUCUCGGAAAUCGAGUAAGCGAGUCACCUUCACCCCGGACGCGACCGAGAAGCCGACGGCGGUGUUCCUCAAACAGGCAAGCUUGGGCUCAUGCAGAUUAGUCUCCGUCAACAGGAAGAGGCCGUUCGCCGUGGGGAUCUUCAGCUUCAGGCUCCGGUGCCGCAUCUCCAGGUUCUCUACUACCUGCCGGAUGCUCCGGCGACUCGGCGCCAAAGUAGCCCGAGUUCUCCGGUUCGUGUCCCUCCGGAGAAAGUCAAGGAAGUCGCCGCCGCCGCCGCCGCCGCCGAGUUACCUGCCGAGGUCGAGGUCGCUCGCUGAUGCGGUUGACUCGCAGCGGAUCGAGGCAAUUGAGGAUUGUAUAGAGUUCUUGAACUCCUCGUCGUCGUGUAAUUCUCUGUCCCGGUCGAGCUCUGUUUCAACUAGAACAGAGUCGUCGCGUAUGGUUCAUUUGUAA